Messenger RNA from Mangifera indica (mango), 1977 nucleotides. Its product is annotated as protein-tyrosine sulfotransferase-like. The coding region runs from base 418 to 1962 and encodes 514 amino acids. Gene Ontology annotation, molecular function: heparan sulfate 6-sulfotransferase activity. NCBI's taxonomy places the organism in Eukaryota, Viridiplantae, Streptophyta, Magnoliopsida, Sapindales, Anacardiaceae. Gene Ontology annotation, cellular component: membrane. The transcript has 14 exons. The record is from RefSeq and is a predicted model, not a curated record.
UGACCCACUUAUGUGCAUUUCCUUGUGUCAGCUCCCAUAUCAAUGCCGUUUGGUUUCUCCAUUACUAACAAAUUAACUCCCCCUAUCCCAUGAUGUGACAUUUUUAUUGAUCAUUUUGAACUCUGUAUGCACCCAAAAAAAAGGCAGAGUUGACUUAUUUUUCACAAGACAGUCAUGAUAAUUAAUUUGAAAGUCCAGAACCAGAAGAUAAAAAUCUCUUGAAAGUAUAGUAUCUUUUUUUUUUUUUUUUUUACUACCCAAAACCUCCCCAAGUUUAUCUUUACAUUUCCUCUCUUCAACUCUGCCCGCCUUCACAACCCACAACCCAAAAUCGUUUCUACACAAUUCGAGGGUUUCCAUUUUCAUGCACUUUUUAUUAAAAAAAUAUAUCAUUGUAGGUUAGAGUGGGCAACGUUUAUGAGCACGAGAUCACGUUACUCUAUACAGUUUUGCAGUGAUUCGAGUAGGAUUCAACCCAUGGAUACUGCUCUCAAAUUUGGUCUUCUGUUGCUGCUUCUCGGAUUUGUGAAUGCUUCUACUAAAAAUGAUUUUAGGCAGUGUGAAAGAACUGUCAAAAACUGGGCACUUUCUUCCCUUGAUCAAGAAGUAAAAGAAGACAAACAUACACUGCAAGAUUUGUUGUUUUUUCUACACGUUCCCAGGACAGGAGGCCGUACUUACUUCCAUUGUCUUCUGAAAAAGUUGUACUAUAACUCUCUGGAAUGCCCCCGUUCUUAUGACAAGUUGCGUUUUGAUCCAAGUAAAACAAAGUGUAGAUUGUUGGCCACUCAUGAUGACUAUAGCAUGAUCUCUAAACUUCCAAAAGUGAAAACGUCAGUGGUUACAGUACUUAGAAAUCCAAUUGAUCGUGUAUUUAGUACUUAUGAAUUUUCAGUAGAAGUUGCUGCCAGAUUUUUGGUGCAUCCUAACUUAACUUCUGCCACACAAAUGGCUGCACGCUUGCGCUCUAAUAGUUCUGGAGUUAGCACUCUUGAUAUAUGGCCGUGGAAGUAUUUGGUUCCAUGGAUGAGAGAAGACCUAUUUACUCGGAGAGAUGUCCGAAAACAGAAGGCCACAGUGGAGGUUAACGGCAAUGAUUCAUACAACAUGGAGGAUUUUGUAAUGCCAUUACAAGAUUUCAUCAAUAAUCCAACUUCUCAGGAUAUUGUUCACAAUGGAGCAACAUUUCAGGUUGUAGGAUUGACCAACAACUCAUAUUUAGCAGAAGCACAUGAAGUUCGCCACUGUGUGCUGAAGUUUAAGACUCUUGGUGAUUUUGUGCUUCAAGUUGCAAAGAAGAGGUUAGAUGAAAUGCUAUAUGUUGGUCUCACAGAGAACCAUAGAGAAUCGGCAAACAUUUUUGGAAACGUGGUUGGUGCACAGGUGAUUUCCCAGAUGGUAGCAUCAAAAUCUAGUAUAAAGGGUAACAACAAAUCAGAACAUAGCUCUUCAAUUUCAGAUCCUGAGCCUGAUAAUAAUUAUCAUCAGAAUAGCACUUCUGACCAAAGGUCUGUUGAGAUCACUGAAAAAGUCAAAACAAUAAAAGAUAAUAUGACAGUUGGAAAGCUAAUGCAAGAUUAUGAAGCGUGCAUUUCUUCCUUACGAAGUUCCCAAGCAACUAGACGCAUUAAUUCUUUGAAGAGAAUCUCACCUGUAAACUUUUCAAAGGAGGCACGUCUCCAAGUCCCAGAAGAGGUUCUGCAGCAGAUAAGAUCCCUUAACAGCCUUGAUUUAGAGCUUUAUAAGUAUGCUCUGGAUAUCUUUGAGAAACAAAAGCAGAAAUUACCUUCAACUGAUAAAGUGGGAAGCUAUGGAUUGGACGGGAAGCUGGAGAGCAUGUUCAACCAUUCUCAUGGAAUCACGUUUUGGCUAGGCCUUUUAUUGUGCACUUCCAUUUUCUUACUAAUCUUCUUCUUUCUAUUUGUAAAUGCUAGAAGAACAACAUCCAAAGUUAAAAUAUAAAAUUUUGUUUUUCUA